AUGGUCAGCACCAGAAGCAGUUCUCGCGGCUCUAAUAAGCCACUCUCUCCAACUCGUGGUCAGCAGCGUAGCUCGGCCAACGCUGAAGCUUCACACCAGCUUUUGAAUGCUGCUUCUCAAGCAGGAAGCAAAACAAACAAAUCGCAGUCUUCCAAGAAGUCUGCUUCUCAAGCACAAAACAAAACAAACAAAUCACAGUCCUCCAAGAAGUCUAAUUCCAUUGAACCUACUGUUCUGAGGAGGUCAGCCAGACUUUCAGGUGCGUCACCUUCGCAAGCUAGCUUGAAGGUAUUGCAGUCUCCCGAGGAGCUGCCCCCAACACAGCACCACACUGUCCAAAAAAUCCCAGCAGCAAAGUCAGAGCCUGUGGCCCAGAAAGCCAAUUCAAAAAACUCCAGGAAGCGUCGUUUCACAGACCCCCUUCUAGAAACACCGGUUGUAAACACGGAAGCUUUGCACCAACAGGCCAAGGCUCAUAAGGAGCCUUCCUCAGGAGAGCGAGCUCCGAAAAAGGCCAGGACCACCAGCCCAGAAGCGUCGCUGCCACAAGCCGCCCCACCGAACGAGCCAGAGUCCCCGGAGACUGUGGCCGCGGAAAUCCCAUCCGCGGCACUGCCUCCGAGGACAAUCAGGCUUAGAAAGAAGCCAGAAGAUGACGAUGAGUGUAUCGGGGAUACACUCAUCGAACAUGUGUGGACCCAGACGGUCCACCGAAAAUUCGCUAACCCGGAUUGGUUGGCCGAACUACGGGGUCGCGGCAUCACGAAGAUGUCGGACCUGCCAGGGUUCGACGGUAAGGGGAGGAUCUCGAGGUUUAAACUCGGGAUCAAAAAGUUCUUCGAGGAAGAACUUGGCAAUGAGUUCGAGGAGGAGUGGGAGAAGGAGUGGAAGAACCAGGUGGGGACGAUGGAGGACGUGGAUUUUAAAUGGGCCAUCGAUGAGGACACGCGAAUGUCCUUCCAUUAUGGAUGGCAAGAAGAAAGGGAGGACGAGGACGAGGAUGAAGAUGAGGAGGCGACGCCCGGCGGAGCCACGGCUGGAAAACGCCGGCGAAGUCUCUCCGAUAAAGGAGGUCUUCCUCCCAAAAGGGGGAUGGUCCUCCUUAAUCGGGAGACAACGCCGGAGUAUCUCCAGCCGGAACGCAGCCUGGGGAGCCGGGCAAUGAGGAAGUUGAGCGAGGAGACUCGACUUGUGCUCGGCCAAGUCGAGCAUUUUUUGGAACUCUACGAGGAGGAGUUGUGUGAGGAGGGGGGGCCGAGUUUUUGGAGGACUCGGCUCCAGGGGGUCGAGCAACGUCUGGAGGAGCUUGGAGACAAGCUCCAAAAGAUGUCGGAGGUGAUGGGGGGACCGAAUCCCCGGAUGAAGGUUUAUCCGGGGAGGAAGUGGGGGAGGAAGACGUCUGUUGGGGUUCCCCACCCCUAG
Molecule: messenger RNA, 1422 nt
Organism: Orbilia oligospora ATCC 24927
Lineage: Eukaryota; Fungi; Ascomycota; Orbiliomycetes; Orbiliales; Orbiliaceae
Exons: 2
Coding region: 1-1422 (473 amino acids)
Source: RefSeq, a predicted model, not a curated record